Rhinichthys klamathensis goyatoka is the source of this 2082-nucleotide messenger RNA. RefSeq names its product amyloid beta (A4) precursor protein-binding, family B, member 3 (gene apbb3). Gene Ontology annotation, molecular function: amyloid-beta binding; transcription factor binding. Gene Ontology annotation, biological process: regulation of DNA-templated transcription. The transcript has 12 exons. The record is from RefSeq and is a predicted model, not a curated record. Gene Ontology annotation, cellular component: cytoplasm; nucleus. The coding region runs from base 359 to 1801 and encodes 480 amino acids. NCBI's taxonomy places the organism in Eukaryota, Metazoa, Chordata, Actinopteri, Cypriniformes, Leuciscidae.
GAGAGAGAGAGAGAGAGAGAGAGAGAGAGAGGCAAUCUCACAAACAGCAUCACUCUCAGCUUGACGGAACGACAGUGAACAGAAUAGGGAAGAGAACAGAAGAGCAGCAUUAGGCAACAAGACAAAGAUGAGGUUGAUUAGACAGCAGUGAAAUUACCUGAGGGGGAAAUAAAAGAGGGGAUAGACGGAGAGAGGAAAAGAGGAGUGUGGGUUUUAAUCCUUUUGGCAUGUGAGAGUAUCUCUGAGUGCAGUGGUCACCCUGUGUGUGAGUGUGUGCUGCAGAGUUUGUUGGUGGUGUUGGGACGCUUUGAACUGGAAUGUAUCUGAACUAACCACAGGGGACUUUCGGGAAGACACCAUGCUGGGCAAGGAUUACAUGCUCGCCAUCAUCAUCGUCAACUAUGACGAUAACAUCUGGAAUGAUCAGAGUCUGGAGCUGGAUUCGGAUCUGCCUCCAGGAUGGCGCACUAUACGUGACAGCACUGGCACCUAUUACUGGCACGUGCCCACGGGCACCACUCAGUGGCAGCAUCCCUCCUACAGCGCAGAGGAGGAACAAAACACCAUUAACGGCAUCACUGCCAGCCAGAUCAAGACUGCAGUGGAUGGUAGGCGGGAUUCAAGAGGAAGAUUGACUGAAAACCCGCUACCCUCGCUGAGCGAAAGGCCCUCCUGGCAGGAAGAGUAUUUCUGUGCCAACAUGGAUCCCGACUCCAAGUGUUUUGCUGUGCGUUCUCUGGGUUGGGUUGAGAUCCCAGAGGAAGAACUGACCCCUGGCAAGAGCAGUCUGGCGGUGAACAACUGCAUCCAGCAGCUCUCUCACAGUAAAGCAGAGGGCCGGGACGCAGUUGGCGCCUGGGGAGAGGGUCAGGAUAUGAUGAUGGUGCUCAAGAAGGACACUCUCAGUCUAAUGGACCCUGUGGACCGCAGCCUCAUCCAUUGUCAGCCCAUAAUCAACAUCCGUGUAUGGGGGGUGGGCUGCAACAAUGGCAGGGACUUUGCCUUUGUGGCCAGUGAUAAAGACACCUGCAUGCUCAAGUGCCACGUGUUCCGCUGCAAUGCUCCGGCCAAGACCAUCGCAUCUGCCCUGCAUGAGAUGUGCUCCAAGAUCAUGGCAGAGAAGGCGGUGAAGCAGCCCUCUAUGGCCCGUUCUCUCACCAUGGAGAGUAUCUCCCCAGAGGACUUGCCCCUCCAAGUUGACUUCUUGGAAUCAGUGAGGCAGAGGGUGCAGAAGUUUGAGGUGGAGUACAUUGGAAACCUGCCUGUAUCCAGAGCAAUGGGAAUGGAAGUGUUGAACAGAGCUAUUGAGAGUAUCAUCCACUCCAGAGACAGAGAUGAGUGGGAGCCGAUAGUCAUCCAUGUGUCUGAUAAAAUUCUGUCUUUAUGGAGAGGAGAGGAUGGAGAUGACCCAUUUUGGGAAUGCCAAGUACGUUACUUAACUUUCCUAGGUGUGGGUCAUGACACACACACUUUUGCAGUCAUAGUGGAUGCUGGAACCCAGCGCUUUGAGUGCCAUGUGUUCUGGUGUGAGCCCGAUGCUGGGAUCAUCUCUGAGGCAGUUCAGGCUGCAUGCAUGGUCCAAUACCAGAAGUGUUUGGUUGCGCAGACUCCUCCUAUGAGGCCCAAAAUGUGGCGGGCCGGCUCCAAAGUCAAACGAGCCAACUCCAUGGACGGCUCCAGCUUCCCGCUCCGACUCCAAGGACACACACCUUCCAAAAUGGCCUCUCCCAGCGUGAAGAAGGGCAUGUUGGCAUUUUUUGAGACAUUCCGUAACAAACAGUCUGCCGUACCCACACCCUAACAACAGCGGUUCUGGGAGGGGAAUGGGGCUUGAUGAGCUUUGAGGAGGGGGAAAGAUGAAAGGAAUGAAGAAACAUGAAGCUUAAGAAAGCUUAAGAUAUACAAGUAUCCUUUGCCUUUGGCAUUUUUAAAAAAAACAAUUUAACUUAAAAACUGAAGUUCCCCAGUACGUCCUCACAAAAAACAACCCGCCUAAUUGCCCAUAAUAACAGUGUUUUUGAGGAUUGACAUAUCUGAAUGUAGGUGUGCAGAACAGUGUUUAAAUGACAUUGAGGUGCUGUG